AUCUUUAUCUUUACUUUUUUUGUUGAAAAUUUCUACUGCACUUGUAUCAAAACAGCCAAGAAUAAAACUAUUUUCAUUUGUACAAUAAUGUCUGCCGAACAAGUAGCACGCGCGGCCCGCGAGGCAUCCAACAUGCUCCAGACAAUCACCAGCGCGCAAAAGUCAGCUGUACUCCAGCGCAUCAAGCAGGUGCUGAUUGAGAGACGCAGCGAGAUAGUCGAGGCCAACAGGCAGGACAAAGAUGCAGCAAAGAAGGAGGUUGAGGCUGGCAAGCUCUCAUCAUCGCUGUUUAGCCGCCUGGAUAUCGAAGGCAGCGGCGGAGAGAAAUACUCGACGCUGCUGCAGGGCGUUGACGACGUCGACCGCAUUGCAGAUCCCAUUGGCCAAGUGACGCUGGCGCGCAAGCUGGACACAGAUCUGGACCUAUACCGAGUGGUGUGCCCUGUGGGUGUAUGCCUGGUGAUCUUUGAGGCGCGCCCCGAGGUUGUCGUGAACAUUGCCUGUUUGGCAAUCAAGUCGGGCAACGCAGCGAUCCUCAAGGGCGGCAAGGAAGCCACACGUACGAACCAGGCGCUGGCAGAGGCCAUCCAGUACGCCAUUGCCACGACGGAGGCGCAGGAGGGGCAGACAAAGUUCCCCGAGCGCGCGGUGCAGGUCGUCUCGACCAGGGACGAGAUUAGCGGGCUGCUCGACAUGGACCGCUAUGUGGACCUGAACAACACGCGCAUCCCGGUGCUGGGCCAUGCUGAUGGCAUCUGCUCGACGUAUCUGGACGAGUCCGCCGACGUGAAGAAGGCCGUGCACAUUGUUGUUGAUGCCAAGACCACAUACCCGGCGGCAUGCAAUGCAACCGAGACGCUGCUUGUCCACAGCAGCCUGGUCAGCACAGUGUUCGUUGAGGUGGCUCAGGCGCUGCUGAAGGCUGGCGUCCGCCUGCACGCUGACGACCGCUCUCUGGCUGCCAUCCAGGCUGCUGGCAUUGCGCAGGAGCCCAGCCUGGCUGCGCUGGUAACCAAGGCCACAGACAAGGACUUUGGGCACGAGUUCUCGGACAUGGAGGUGGCUGUGCGCGUCGUGGACUCGCUUGACCAGGCCAUUGACCAUAUCAACUCGCUCGGAUCCAAGCACACCGACGCCAUCAUCACCGAGGACCGCAAGAACGCCGAGUGGUUCAUGCGGCGGGUCGACGCGGCCGGCGUAUACUGGAACGCAUCGACCCGCUUUGCCGACGGCUUCCGCUACGGCUUUGGCACGGAGAUCGGUGUCAGCACCAACAAGACGCACGCGCGCGGGCCGGCGGGGCUCGAGGGCCUGACGAUAUACAAGUACUACUUGUUUGGCAACGGCCAGGGCUCGUCUGACUACGGCCGCGGGUUCCUCCACAAGGACAUUCCCUUGGACGAGGUGCGCAACAAGUUUGUGCUCUAGGCUUUCGAAUAGGCUUUCAUUGUAUCACAGUUAAUAUGAAUUGCAG
Molecule: messenger RNA, 1474 nt
Organism: Kickxella alabastrina
Lineage: Eukaryota; Fungi; Kickxellomycota; Kickxellomycetes; Kickxellales; Kickxellaceae
Product: gamma-glutamyl phosphate reductase
Exons: 3
Coding region: 88-1428 (446 amino acids)
Molecular function (GO): NADP binding; glutamate-5-semialdehyde dehydrogenase (NADP+) activity
Source: RefSeq, a predicted model, not a curated record